AUGGCUACCGUGAACCCACAGAGACGCGACUCCGCAGAGGCUAUCGACACGGAUAUCAUUACGCUGGCGCGUUUCAUCCUGGAGUCGCAGCGCAGCUCGGCCAAAAACGCGACGGGCGAGUUCAACCUGCUGCUCAACUCACUGUCGUUUGCGUUCAAGUUCAUCUCGCAGACGAUCAGACGCGCGGAGCUGGUGAACCUGAUUGGGCUCUCCGGCGCGUCUAACGCGACUGGGGACCAGCAGAAAAAGUUGGAUGUGCUGGGCGAUGAGAUCUUCAUCAAUGCGAUGAAGGCCAGCGGGAACGUCAAGGUGCUGGUGUCGGAGGAGCAGGAGGACCUGAUCGUGUUCCCGGAGACCGGUGGGACGUAUGCGGUGUGCUGCGACCCGAUUGACGGGUCGUCGAACCUGGACGCCGGUGUGUCGGUGGGCACGAUCGUUUCGAUUUUCAAGCUGACUCCGGACUCGAGCGGGACAAUCAAGGAUGUGCUGCGGUCGGGCCGGGAGAUCGUGGCAGCGUGUUACGCGAUGUACGGCGCGUCCACGCACGUCAUGCUAACGACGGGGCAGGGCGUCAACGGGUUCACGCUGGAUACCAGCAUUGGCGAGUUCAUCCUGACGUACCGGGACCUGAAGAUGCCAGCGCUGCGGAACAUCUACUCGAUCAACGAGGGGAACAUGCGCUUCUGGACCGACGGGAUUCGCAGGUUCGUGGAGGCGCUCAAGGACUCCGACAAGCCGUACUCCGCGCGGUACAUUGGGUCCAUGGUGGCGGACGUACACCGCACGCUGCUGUACGGGGGGCUGUUUUCGUAUCCAUCGGACAAGAAGAACCCCAACGGGAAACUGCGCCUGCUGUACGAGGCGUUCCCCAUGGCAUUCCUGGUCGAGCAGGCCGGCGGCAAGGCCGUGAACGACCGCGGCGAGCGCAUUCUGGACCUUACUCCCGAGCACAUCCACGACAAGUCCUCGAUCUGGCUCGGGUCCGCUGGCGAGGUCGACAAGUAUCUGGCCCACAUCGGCCGGGCGUAG
Molecule: messenger RNA, 1029 nt
Organism: Eremothecium gossypii ATCC 10895
Lineage: Eukaryota; Fungi; Ascomycota; Saccharomycetes; Saccharomycetales; Saccharomycetaceae
Gene: FBP1
Product: fructose 1,6-bisphosphate 1-phosphatase
Exons: 1
Coding region: 1-1029 (342 amino acids)
Biological process (GO): fructose 1,6-bisphosphate metabolic process; fructose metabolic process; sucrose biosynthetic process
Cellular component (GO): cytosol; cytoplasm
Molecular function (GO): fructose 1,6-bisphosphate 1-phosphatase activity
Source: RefSeq, marked provisional